AUGUUAAAGAAAAACUACUCAGCCGUGACUGAGUUCAUUCUUUUGGGACUAACAGAUCGUACGGACUUGCAACCUAUUCUUUUUGUGGUCUUCCUCCUCGUCUAUGUCAUCACUGUUGUUGGCAACGUGAGCUUAAUUUUCCUGAUCCAAACUGACUCCAAGUUGCAUACUCCCAUGUACUUCUUCCUCAGUCACCUGUCCUUUGUAGAUCUCUGCUAUACUACCAACGUCACUCCUCAGAUGCUGGUCCAUUUCUUAUCCAAGAGGAAAGCCAUUUCCUUCAUCGGUUGCUUUAUACAGUUCCAUUUUUUCAUUUCCCUAGUGAUCACAGAAUAUUAUAUGCUCACAGUGAUGGCUUAUGACCGCUACGUGGCUAUCUGCAAACCUUUGCUAUACAGUAGCAAAAUGUCCAGAACUGUUUGCCUCUCUCUGGUUGCUGCUCCUUACGUUCAUGGCUUUGUAAAUGGUCUGGCUCAAACCAUUCUCAUGCUUCAUCUGACCUUUUGUGGACCAAAUGAAAUCAACCACUUUUACUGUGCGGAUCCACCUCUCCUGGUCCUUGCCUGCUCAGAUACUCAUGUCAAAGAAAUGGCCAUGUUUGUGGCGGCUGGAUCGAACCUCACCUGCUCUCUCAGCAUCAUCCUCAUCUCUUACGUUUUCAUUUUCUCCGCCAUAUUGCGAAUCCGCUCUGCUGAGGGGAGGCACAAAGCUUUCUCCACGUGUGGCUCCCAUCUGACAGCUGUCACUAUCUUUUAUGUGACACUUUUCUGCAUGUAUCUGAGGCCCCCUUCGGAAGCAUCUGUAGAACAGGGAAAAAUUGUAGCGGUAUUUUAUAUAUUUUUGAGUCCUAUGUUAAAUCCAUUGAUCUAUAGUCUGAGGAACAAAGAUGUUAAAAAUGCAAUCAAAAAGGUAAUACAAAAACAAUUCUCUGCUAAAUAA
Suncus etruscus (white-toothed pygmy shrew) is the source of this 939-nucleotide messenger RNA. Its product is annotated as olfactory receptor 1030-like. NCBI's taxonomy places the organism in Eukaryota, Metazoa, Chordata, Mammalia, Eulipotyphla, Soricidae. The record is from RefSeq and is a predicted model, not a curated record. Gene Ontology annotation, biological process: G protein-coupled receptor signaling pathway; sensory perception of smell. Gene Ontology annotation, cellular component: membrane. Gene Ontology annotation, molecular function: G protein-coupled receptor activity; olfactory receptor activity; odorant binding.